AUGAAGCCAUCAUCAUCGUUGUCGCGGGCGUUAGAAAUCACAGUGAUUUCCGGGGAGAAUCUCCGACAGAACAGGACGCAAUGGGUGAAGAAGAACGCUUUCGUAAAUAUCAAAACAGAUUCGAGCAGCAACAUUCAAACAACAAGGAUGGAUAAAGAAGGUGGAAAUUUUCCUAUGUGGAACGAGAAAUUGAUCGUUAAUAUGCCCAUGCAUGCUCGUUAUCUGACGGUUGAGGUUCAAUGCAAGACUUCUUCAGGUAUCAAAACAAUUGGAAUUGCAAGAGUUCCGACGUCGGAUUUCAUUGGUGGAUUCUUGCCGGAAGAUUAUCUGCACUUGUUGAGUUAUAGGCUUAGGGAUGAAAAGGGUGAGAAGAAUGGGAUUAUUAAUUUCUCCGUCAAGGUCAAGAAUGCACAGUCGUACACUGCCGGUUGCGCCACCGCUUAUUCGCAGCAGUGGAUGGCAACUCCGGUGGCUAUGGGAAGUAAUGCUUCUGGUGGGGUUGUGACGGGUAUUCCCGUUUAUCCCGGGAGUUAUUAG
Molecule: messenger RNA, 537 nt
Organism: Nicotiana tabacum (common tobacco)
Lineage: Eukaryota; Viridiplantae; Streptophyta; Magnoliopsida; Solanales; Solanaceae
Product: BON1-associated protein 2-like
Biological process (GO): defense response
Source: RefSeq, a predicted model, not a curated record